UGAGUACACGCCCACUUCUGCGGUAUAGCUGGAGCACCUCGAUGGACGGGCGAGGAAAACCUAGGACCAAAACGAUGAAGCUUUCCUAAGGGGUUACAGCGAAGUAACUCCCGUGGCUACCGACCGGAGUCAUCUCCAUGACCAAAGACGCCACACCAAAACGAAAGAGGCAAAGGCAGCAAUCAUGCAAUUCAAAUACAGACGAAUUUAAGCAACUCAUCGUUCUUCAAGGUUACAUCGCCUGAACACGCACCGCAUCCUUCUUGUCCGAGACCAGCUGUCAUCCGUCAUAACAAUGUCCGUGGAAGAUCAGGGCUACUCCGACCCUCUGCUCUUGCUCCAGGCCGGUCCAGAGUGGAUGCGGUCCGAGAUCCAGCGCCUGUCCCGAGAAUUGGGCGAAACCACCAACGAGAAGAUCCAGGCGGCUGAGUACGGGCUGGCGGUACUGGAGGAGAAACAGCAGCUCAAACAGCAGUACGACGAGCUGGAGAUCGACUAUGAAGGUGUAAGGCAAGAGCUCGAUUUGCUCAAAGAGGCAUUUGGACAAGCCUACUCCAACCACCGAAAAGUGGCAGCGGACGGGGAGAGCCGUGAGGAGUCCCUUAUCCAGGAGUCGGCUUGUAAGGAGGCCUACUAUGAGCAGAGGGUCCUUGAACUGCAAAAUGAGCUCCGGCAAACUCGUAAUAUUCUUACCAACGCCCAGUCUGAGAAUGAACGUCUGAGCACAAUCUCACAAGAGAUAAGAGAGAGCAGCCAGAUGUUGGAGCUCCAGAGGAACCAGUUGCGUGAUGACAUCAAGGAGUACAAGUUCCGCGAGGCUCGUCUGCUGCAGGACUACAGCGAGUUGGAGGAGGAAAACAUCUCGUUGCAGAAGCAGGUCUCGGGGCUCAGGCAGGGCCAGGUUGAAUUUGAGGGUUUGAAGCAUGAAAGCCGUCGUCUGGAGGAGGAUAUGCAGUUCCUGAACAGCCAACUGGAGGAUGCCAUCCGCCUGAAGGAGAUUGCUGAGCGCCAGCUUAGUGAAGCUCUCGAGACCAUCAAGACUGAGCGUGAGCUGAAAGCCUCCCUGAGGAAGGAGUUGUCCCACUACAUGAACAUUGGUGACACUCUCUACAACAGCAUCUCUCUGGAUGGCCUCAAAUUCUCCGACGAUGCCAACACCGAACCCAACAACGACGACGCUCUUCACGGUUACGAGAAUGGCUUCAGCAAGCUGCUUACUGACGACAACCGCAUGUUCAAAAAGGAAGAGCUGUUUAACCCAGCACCCGGUCUUGUGGAUGACCUACUAAGCGAGCUGAACAUCUCUGAGAUCCAGAAGCUUAAGCAGCAACUGAUUCAGAUGGAGCGUGAGAAGGUCAACCUGCUGUCCACUCUUCAGGAUUCCCAGAAACAACUUGAGCAGGCCAACGGCGCUCUGUCCGAGCACCAGGAGAAGGUGAACCGUCUGACAGAGAACCUUAAUGCCAUCCGCAAGCUUCAGGCCAGCAAGGAGCGCCAGUCGGCCCUGGAUAAUGAGAAGGAACGCGACAGCAAUGAAGAUGGAGACUACUACGAGGUGGACAUCAAUGGGCCUGAGAUCCUGGAGUGCAAAUACAAGGUUGCAGUUUCAGAAGCUGGAGAGCUGAAGGAAGAACUCAAGACUCUAAAGGCAGAGUACCAGGCAUGUCAGUCCCGCUAUGAAGAGGAGCGUAACCGGCUGGAGAACGAUGUCACUACGCUCGGAGAGAAGCUGUCCACUCUGGAGGAGACAAGAGGUUUAGAGAAAGACGAGAAGGAAAAGAUGGAGAAGGAGCUGCGCAAGCUAAGCGACGUGGCCGGUGAAUCUCAGGGCAGCCUGAAUGUGGCUCAAGACGAGCUGGUCACGUUCAGCGAAGAACUGGCGACACUCUACAACCACGUGUGCAUGUGCAACAAUGAGACCCCCAACCGCGUCAUGCUCGACUUCUACAAAGAGGGCAAGGGCGGGCGUAGCAGCCCUGAAGGCCGCGGCCGCCGCUCUCCCAUCCUGCUCACCAAGGGCCUCUUCCCCGAGCCCCUUAAGACCGAGCCCAACGAUGGUGCUCCGUCUCUGCCUUCUCCAGUGUCCGACCACCGUCGCGAGCCCAUGAACAUCUACAAUUUGGUGGCCAUCAUAAGGGACCAGAUCAAGCACUUGCAACUAGCCGUAGACCGCACCACAGUGCUGUCGCGCCAGAGGGUGGCUUCUCUGGAGCUCGGCGCCGUGGCCGACAAGGACAAAGUGGCCUGCAUGGAGGAGAUCCUCAAACUGAAAUCCCUCCUCAGCACAAAGAGGGAACAGAUUGCUACUCUGAGGACUGUUCUGAAGGCUAACAAGCAGACUGCUGAAGUUGCUCUCGCCAACCUGAAGAGCAAGUACGAAAACGAGAAGGCUAUGGUGACUGAGACCAUGAUGAGAUUGAGGAAUGAGCUCAAAACCCUUAAGGAGGACGCGGCCACUUUUUCCUCCCUCCGAGCUAUGUUUGCCACACGGUGUGACGAAUAUGUCAGUCAGUUGGAAGCCAUGCAGCGACAGCUGGCUGCGGCAGAGGAUGAAAAGAAGACCCUCAACUCUCUUCUGAGGAUGGCCAUCCACCAGAAGCUGGCUCUGACGCAGCGCCUAGAAGACAUGGAGUUCGACCACGAGCAGAUCCGCCGCCCCAAAACCCGCAAGGCCACCUCAAGCGCUGCUGGCAACCCUAACCAGGGUCUCACCUGCGGUGGCUUGGGCCAUGCCGAGCACGGCAACGCCACGCCGGGCGGCCUCCUGGGAGGCCCCAUGGUCUUCUGCAGCGAGAAGUACAAGAUCUACUGCGAUUGAAGCGGCUGCUGAGUCUGCUGUGUACAGAGGGGAGGGGGCGGGUCUUAGGGCCAGACCCUUCCUGCCAUAGUGUUUAAGAGCCCCACUCGCUCGCUUUGCUCUCUGGUCGGCCUGUGCUCCUCUAGGGACUACUGUGUGAUUAACCAUCUGCUUGUGUGUGCUAGUGUAAAGGCUUGCCGAUCCGUAGGUGGACUGUACAGCGUUCACGAGACGUCGGGACGGUAGUAGACAAACAAGGCAUGUUUGGAUUGUGCGGUCCUGAUGAUGUUCAGAGGACUUUGUGGAUCUACCGGCGUGUCUAUUCUUUCCAUCGUCUUUGUGCUGUACAUAGGAAGCACAAGGUGGCGUUUGCGCUUUGUGCUUCUGCCUCCUGAGUGUGUUUGUUGCCCGGCAACAAUGACACAUUACGGAGGAGGAUGCGUUGAACGGGAGGAUGUCCAUAAAUGAUCUGUUGGCACGGGUGCUCCUUGCAAAGCUCAGCUCACCACUGUUAAAUGUUUACGUAAUGAUUGAACAAAAUGAUGCAAUCUCACCCCGUGAGGGGGAGUGCUGUUUGAAUCAAUAGAUGAAAAUCAGGAUUUUUAUUUCAUUUUAUUUUUAAACCAAGCGGAGUAAAGGAGCACCUGUGACCGCGGCCGUUUGAUUUCAGGAUCGCUUUGGAAGUUCACGCUAGCUCGGGCACAGUAGAAACGCAUGGCUUUGCAGCUGUAUGAGCUUUUUAAGUGCUUUUCCGUUCUCGAGCUGCACGGUUAACUCGUCAGUGAGGAGUUAGUUGUGCGCUGAAAUGUAAAGGGAGGGGAGGGCGGGGGUCUCUCCAAUGUGACCUCGCUAAGUCGCAUUGGAUUUUUUUUUCCCAGCCAUAUGAGGAGGGAGACGGCAUAUUUGACAAAUCGAUCUCCAAACCUAAAAUAAGUGCGCUUCAGCAUACUCUUGGUGCCUCAGGUUCAACCUUUUGGCAAAAAAUGGAUUUUCUUGAUUACUGUGAAGAGAGACGCACGCUAUAUAGUUUGGAACAAAAAUGAUGACAGUAUUUUCAAUCCUAAAAGAGCACAAAUUGGAUGAUGAAUCUCCAGACAAACAAAGCAUGCGGCCAAAGUGCCUGACAAAGGGAACACUUGAUAUGUUUAUCUGACGAUGUGAAAUCCUGACCUUGUGUCCAACUCUCCCUUCCUCUCUUGUCCCCAAUUAGCCACGAGCAGCAUUUUAGAUUGCCAGCAUCCCUCCCAAGGUCAACUUUCAAGUACAAGAGUUUGUGUGCGUGUUACUGAUGUUUUUUUUCUUUCUUUUGUAUGUGAGGACAGAGCUGUUUUAGUAGCCAGAAUAGCUUUAACCGAUUGCCGAACUUUUGUUACGCAAAUAGUAAAAAACACGAGUGGGGCUUGUGUUUAAUCCUCAAUGUAUUGCUGGUGAAUCAUAAAAAUAUUAGGUUUAUGAUUCAUAAAAAAAAAAAAAAAAAAGCAGGGUUGAUGCGAAGGAUCCCUGCAAGAUUGAGGAAAUUUUGCAAUUUCUUUUUUGUACUACCAAUAUAUAAGAAACUCUAUAUUCUUAAUACGAUCUCAUUCAGGUGAACAAUCUUGCAGGAUCCGCUACAGUAUUUGUUGCUCUCCAAUGCAAAGAGAGCGACGUAAUGUCAGCGCCGCGUCAACCCUGCUUGAGUAAAAGCGACCGCUCACCGCAUGGAGACGAGCGGGAGAAGAUAAGCAUAAGAAAACCUUCUUUGGAGGUUCGUCACUCUUCUGUUGACUUUUCACGUAACCCACAUGUACGACAGUGAUGGAGAGAAGUAGAGGACGGAGAGAUAGUUGUUAAUGUGGAUUGAAGAGAAUUAAAAAAAAAAGAGGGCUGGUUGUUUAACCUCUAGGUAGAAACUCAGAAAAAGCUGAGCCCAGGAUAUGUGGUUUUGGCUUGGAUUCUAAACCUGUGUCCAUCUGACAUGACAUCAUCAUAGCAUGUCACCUGAUAGCCUCCUACCUCUUCGUCUUUCCGUCGCUCGAUCCACUAUCAUAUUUAAAAAAAAAAAAAACAUCCUGCAUGUCAAAAGCACUACUCAUGAAUUUAUGUACAAUUAAAAAAAAUCAUCUCUGCUCGUGCACUGAAAGAAAACAAAUUUGGGUGAGCUCAAAAUUUCAAGGCAACAAACAGCUACAAUUUUGUGUUGGGCAUUUCAACAAAAUAUUUGAUAUUUCGCUGUUGUGAAAAUUGGCUUGACCGUGUUUCACAACAAAGAGGUCAGAGAAGUGUGUUGUCUCUGAACGUAAAAGAUGAAAGCAAAAAACAGCUCUGCAAAUUAUUUUGGAGCAAACUAAUUGCUUUGUUGUCGCUAACUAACAUUGUUGCAAUAAAUGUCAGUCAAUUGAAAUUACCGAACGGCUUCAGUAAGAUCACAAAAAGUCACGUGAACUGAUUUGGAUUGGCUCCCACCAGUGUAAAUCCGGGAGAGAUGUUUUUUUUGUCCCAUUUUUUGUUUGUUUUUAAAUCUGUGCACUUUCAUAAUAUAGAAUUGUAACCAAUUAUGAUUAACCCUUUAGGAAAGUGUGGUAGUACUAUGGUUUGUGAGAUAUUUAAUAUAAGAUAUUACAAAGAUAGUUACAAGUAUGUGCGUCCAACAAAAUAUGUCCUCGACUAAAGUUUACUUCACAAACCACAGAGCUACAACUUUUGCCUAAUCCUAAAGGAGUGAUACAUCAAGUUACUCAUUCUUUCACUUGAUACCUUUCCUCAUUUGUUGUGCUGUUAUUUAUCUGUUAUGUUCGUUCUACUGCCAUAUUUGCCACAAAAAUCCAGGGUGACCUAAUUCUGGGGUUUUUUGCAUAUUUAUUAUUCCUAGGAAUAGUUCAAAAUAACUCGAUGAAACUUGACAACGCUCUCGCGUGAAUCGGUAAGUUACGUCUCGGGGGAAAUUUUGGAGCGACUUGAUUUUUCCCGAGCUUCUUACCGAGGGCGUUCCAUUGAAACGGGAAUCACUGACCUUCAGAAUUCUUUGCAAUAGCGACCAUUAAAUUCCAAAUUGGAAUUGUUUCAUUCUCUCUUGAUUUAUCGUGCCAAAUCUUGGUACACCAUUUUUGGUCUGACAAACAAGCACCGACUGCAAAAGGUGUCAGUCGGGCUGAGGAGCUUUUUGCUUUCUUUUGUUCUUUGUUUCCGACCAGUAGUGCCUUUCAUUGUUUCAAGGGAGAAUUUUAGACGAGCGUUUUAUGUUUUUUUGUCUCUCCGGGCCGUCGAGGGGCUCGGGAAUCAAAAUGACUAUGAGCAGCAAUAAGCGAAAUCGUGCCCCUUUCUGCAUGAUUAAGAUCAUUUUAGAAUUAGCUGAGUAAAUCCAAGAUUGUUUUGAAUUGUGCAGGUCAGUGAAUCCUCUCAGUAAAUUCAGGGGUAUUAACAAAAUGUUUUGUUUUCCAAUCAAACUUUGAGAACCAAAAGUCCCUUUGGCCUCCUGUUGUUGAACAAACGGCUCCAAGCAUCUUUAGUGUGUUUGUGUAGCUAAGUGUGUUAUUGGAAACUACAAGCGUUGUUUGGUGAAGGUCAUAAGGUAUUGAUAGUAUUAUUGGAGGGAAAAAAUGUGCAGAGAGCGCAUUUUAUCUUGUGUUAUUUGCAAAUCUUUUGUCUUUUUUUUUUUUUUACACAUUAUUAAGCAAUUUGUUUUCAGGAAACAGAAAACUAAAUUAGCAUCAACAAGCGUCAAUAGUGCCAUGCUAGCCAGUGCUCGUUUGUUGAGGCGUCAAAAGUUUAAAAAUUGAAGUGAAGCUAACGGAAAAAAGUGCAAUUCUGAUACUGUUAGAGUUUAAAAAAAAAAAAAAAACGUUUUCUGUUUGCUGGAAGCGGCGGCAUUGUGAUAAUUAAACUAGCCGUGCAAACUUUAUAUUGUCAUAUUGUGUUUUCAGUAUUGAUCCAUAAUAAGAGUUUGAUAUCUUUAUAUAAAAUAAUGACUUCAUCUGUACGUUAAUAUUUAUUUGACUUGUCAUGCAGUACUGUAUUCUUAUCAAUAAUGUGCAUUAUGAUUAGUGGUCUUUAUUACAACUAAAUGUCAUAUGCAUGUUUAUCAGCUAAUGGGACCUUUACACAGCGGUGAAAACAAAACAGGUAAACCUUUUAGGGUUUGGGGAAAUUAGAAAAUAAAUUAAGUGAGAUGAAUCAGAUGUAUUACUGCUGAACUAACCCGGUUAAAGUGUUUGGUUUGUUUUCCAGCUCGGAUGUGGUCCAAACUGUGUAAAGGUAGUCAUGCUGGCAAAAAUCAAUAAAAGUGACUUAAGUCGCA
This is a messenger RNA of Syngnathus typhle (broad-nosed pipefish), 7070 nucleotides long. RefSeq names its product protein bicaudal D homolog 2-like. The record is from RefSeq and is a predicted model, not a curated record. Gene Ontology annotation, biological process: protein localization to organelle; microtubule anchoring at microtubule organizing center; regulation of microtubule cytoskeleton organization. The coding region runs from base 296 to 2818 and encodes 840 amino acids. NCBI's taxonomy places the organism in Eukaryota, Metazoa, Chordata, Actinopteri, Syngnathiformes, Syngnathidae. Gene Ontology annotation, molecular function: dynein complex binding; dynactin binding; cytoskeletal adaptor activity. The transcript has 10 exons. Gene Ontology annotation, cellular component: Golgi apparatus; cytosol.